Miniopterus natalensis is the source of this 2025-nucleotide messenger RNA. The record is from RefSeq and is a predicted model, not a curated record. Lineage: Eukaryota; Metazoa; Chordata; Mammalia; Chiroptera; Miniopteridae.
AUGACGAAAAUGCUUUUGACUAAUCAGCGCCUCCCCUCCUCCCCCCUCCCUGCCCCAGUCACUUCCACAUUUCCCACUAUAAGUUCCUCCUAUAAGGUCAGAGUCACUAAAGAGCAGGCUCCUCCUCACUUCCUCCUCCAUGGGGAUCAGACUUAUUGUCCUGCCCAGGGUUCUAUACCCCAGGACCCUCUCUGGUCAAUGACAGCCCAUCAGUGGAUCUCAGCCCACUACUCGGAACCAGCUGCAGAGGGCUGCGAUGGGCCGGGAGCCAUGAAUGGUGCCACCCCCGGCCCCGCCACCGCCGCGCCGGUCCCGGACUGGCGGCAGUUCUGCGAGCUGCACGCGCAGGCGGCCGCCGUGGACUUCGCACACAAGUUCUGCCGCUUCCUGCGCGACUACCCGGCCUACGACACGCCGGACGCGGGCGCCUCCUUCUCCCGCCACUUCGCCGCCAACUUCCUGGACGCCUUUGGCGAGGAGGUGCGCCGCGUGCUGGUGACCAGGGCGGCCGAGCGCCCCGACGCCAUGGAGCCGGAGCCUGCGGCGCUCAAGGCGGCAUCGUGCGGCCACUCGCGGAGCUCCGAGGACGUGUCAGCGCACGCGGUGACCAAGGCCCGCGUCCGCAAGGGCUUCUCACUGCGCAACAUGAGCUUGUGCGUCGUGGAUGGCAUGCGCGAUAUGUGGCACCGGCGCGCGUCUCCCGAGCCCGAUGCCACCCCGCGGCUCCCGGCCGAGCCGCGCGACAAGUGGACACGGCGCCUGCGGCUGUCACGGACGCUGGCGGCCAAGGUGGAGCUGGUGGACAUCCAGCGCGAGGGCGCACUGCGCUUCAUGGUGGCAGAUGACGCGGCCGCGGGCCCGGGUGGCGCCGCCCAGUGGCAGAAGUGCCGCCUGCUCCUGCGCAGGGCUGUGGCGGGCGAGCGCUUCCGCCUGGAGUUCUUCGUGCCGCCCAAGGCCUCCAGGCCCAAGGUCAGCAUCCCUCUUUCAGCCAUUAUCGAGGUCCGCACCACCAUGCCCCUGGAGAUGCCAGAGAAGGACAACACGUUUGUGCUCAAGGUGGAGAAUGGAGCAGAGUACAUCCUGGAGACCAUUGACUCACUGCAGAAGCACUCGUGGGUGGCUGACAUCCAGGGCUGCGUGGAUCCCGGGGACAGCGAGGAAGACACAGAGCUCUCCUGUGCCCGGGGAGGCUGUCUGGCCAGCCGCGUGGCCUCCUGCAGCUGUGAGCUCCUCACGGAGGCAGUAGACCUGCCCCGGCCGCCAGAGACAACCGCAGCCGUGGUGACAGCCCCACACAGCAGAGCUCGAGAUGCCAUCAGCGAGUCCCUGGUCCAUGUCCCCCUGGAGACCUUCCUGGAGACCCUGGAAUCCCCAGGCAGCAGCGGUGGUGACAGCAGUAACACAGGGGAGGAGGGACCAGAGCCCGAGCCCGAGGGGGCGCCUGAGCUGGAGCUCUCUGACUACCCCUGGUUCCACGGGACGCUGUCGAGGGUCAAAGCAGCUCAGCUGGUACUAGCAGGCGGGCCCCGGAGCCAUGGCCUCUUUGUGAUCCGCCAGAGUGAGACUCGGCCUGGGGAGUACGUACUGACUUUCAACUUCCAAGGCAAGGCCAAGCACCUGCGCCUGUCCCUGAAUGGCCAGGGUCAGUGCCACGUCCAGCACCUGUGGUUCCAGUCGGUGCUGGACAUGCUGCGUCACUUCCACACCCACCCCAUUCCGCUGGAGUCAGGGGGCUCGGCAGACAUCACCCUACGCAGCUACGUGCGGGCCCAAGGCCCCCCACCUGGUAAGGCGCCCCCCUGGCAGGUGCAAUGGCUCAAGAACAGAAGGCGGGCAGCGGGAGGAGGGGGCCUCUCGGGCCGGUGGGUUGAGGCCUGGACUCGGGCGGCUGCGGGCAGUCAGGGCCCGCAGGACUGGGGGGCGAGGCAGGCCCGCCAGAGGCAGCCCCGGGCAUUCCCUAGACAAGCGCGGGGCUCCGUGGGACCCCAGGCCACCCCGUUCCUCCGGUCUCUGGUCACCGGCUGA